AUGUUUUCCAACAGGCUAGCGCAGCAGUCGCUGAGACGACUUGCGACAGAACAUCCAUCUGCCUUCAGAACUCGGUAUCCAGCUCGCGAGACCGGCUGCCAUUGCACUGGAAACUAUGCUCAGUCAGGCAGUACUUGCAUUGAUAUGCUGGUCGUCCCCUCUCGGGUGCUGGGAGCUGUCUUGGUGUGGAAUUCUAGCAGCGAGCAGCUCCGACAUUUAAUCAACACCACGUCCUCCGCAGCCUCCUCAGAAACUACUGAGCCAACCAGCUUACUCGCCAAACAGCGUCUUAACCGCCCCGUCUCUCCACAUCUCACCAUAUACCAACCCCAGAUAACCUGGUACCUGUCCAGUCUCAACCGUAUCACUGGUGCCAUGCUCUCCGGCAGUCUCUACCUCUUCGCCAGCGCCUAUCUCAUCUCUCCGCUACUCGGAUGGCACCUUGAGUCCGCCUCUCUGGCCGCUGCCUUUGCCGCCCUGCCUAUUGCUGCCAAGAUUGGCAUGAAGUUCACCAUGGCCCUGCCCUUCACUUUCCAUUGCUUCAAUGGUGUGAGACAUCUUGUUUGGGAUUUGGGAAAGCAGUUGACUAACAAGCAAGUUAUUACCACCGGAUGGACUGUUGUUGGCUUGACUCUUAGCAGUGCUCUUGCCUUGGCUAUGUGGUAA
Messenger RNA from Nannizzia gypsea CBS 118893, 666 nucleotides. Its product is annotated as succinate dehydrogenase cytochrome B subunit. Gene Ontology annotation, biological process: mitochondrial electron transport, succinate to ubiquinone; tricarboxylic acid cycle. Gene Ontology annotation, cellular component: membrane. The record is from RefSeq and is a predicted model, not a curated record. The coding region runs from base 1 to 666 and encodes 221 amino acids. Gene Ontology annotation, molecular function: electron transfer activity; succinate dehydrogenase activity. The transcript is spliced from 3 exons. Lineage: Eukaryota; Fungi; Ascomycota; Eurotiomycetes; Onygenales; Arthrodermataceae.